Cololabis saira (Pacific saury) is the source of this 2602-nucleotide messenger RNA. RefSeq names its product diacylglycerol O-acyltransferase 2 (gene dgat2). The record is from RefSeq and is a predicted model, not a curated record. The coding region runs from base 126 to 1352 and encodes 408 amino acids. Gene Ontology annotation, cellular component: endoplasmic reticulum membrane. Gene Ontology annotation, molecular function: diacylglycerol O-acyltransferase activity. Gene Ontology annotation, biological process: triglyceride biosynthetic process. Lineage: Eukaryota; Metazoa; Chordata; Actinopteri; Beloniformes; Belonidae. The transcript has 8 exons.
GCUUCGCCCGCAGGCUCCCAUCCCGGCUCCUCCGGUCCUUCCCCGGUCCUGCUCAGUCCUGCUCGGUCCUGCUCGGUCCUUCCCCGGUCCUGCUCGGUCCUCCUGCUUCUCCCUGCCCAGAUUAAAUGCCCGCUUCGCUUCCCGGUCACCUGCUGAUCCAGGCUGGCAACAGAGGAGCUGUAGGCUCGGAGCUCUGCACACAUCCGAGGUCUUAUUUGAUUUCUUUCCAUCAUUCGGGCGCCCACGUCAUCCAACAGACCUCAGUUAUGAAGACCAUCCUUGCUGCAUAUUCUGGCGUCCUCAAAGGGACCGGCUCCAGCAUCCUCUCUGCCCUGCAGAACCGGCCGCUGGCGUUCUGGCCCUGCCAGUCCAAGAUGGAAAAACAUCUGCAGGUCAUCUCUGUUCUGCAGUGGGUCAUCUCCUUCUUAGCUUUGGGUGCUGCCUGCACUGUGUUGUUGAUCUACAUGUUCUGGACUGACUGCUGGCUGAUUGCUGCCCUUUACACUGCCUGGCUCAUUGUCGACUGGAACACCCCGAAACAAGGUGGCAGGAGAUCCUCUUGGGUGAGGAGCUGGACAGUAUGGACGUAUUUCAGGGACUACUUUCCAAUCAGGCUCAUUAAAACGCAUGAUCUGUUGCCCAGCCGGAACUACAUAUUUGGAUACCACCCCCACGGUAUCUUUUCUUUUGGCGCUUUCUGCAACUUUGGGACGGAGGCGACCGGCUUCUCCAAGAAAUUCCCCGGCAUCAAGCCCUCCCUGGCGACUCUGGCAGGAAACUUCCGGAUGCCUGUCCUUCGAGACUAUCUGAUGUCUGGAGGUAUCUGUCCAGUGAACAGGAACUCUAUUGAUUACCUGCUGUCCUGUAAUGGGAUUGGCAAUGCUGUGGUCAUCGUAGUUGGAGGAGCAGCAGAGUCUCUACACUGCGCACCCGGCAUGAAUUGUGUCACCCUGAAGAACCGGAAAGGCUUUGUAAGGCUGGCCCUACAGAAAGGCUCUGACCUGGUUCCCGUAUACUCCUUUGGAGAAAACGAUGCCUACAAGCAGGUUAUCUUUGAGGAGGGGACCUCCUGGAGAUAUAUGCAGAAAAAGCUACAGAAGAUCUUGGGCUUUGCACCAUGCCUUUUCCAUGGAUGCGGUCUUUUCUUUGGCAACUCCUGGGGAAUUGUGCCUUAUAGCAAACCCAUCACCACCAUAGUCGGAGAGCCCAUCACAGUGCCAAAAAUUGAGAAUCCAACUGAGGAGAUGGUGGAUCUCUACCAUUCAAUGUACGUCAAGUCCCUCCAGUGUCUUUUUGACAAGUUCAAGACCCGCUUUGGUCUGAAGGAGAGUGACAUCCUGCACAUCCAGUGAAAAGACAAGAAACCCCUACUGAAACUGUGACUAGUGGCAGCCAUUCCAAUUUUCCUCUUCAUCCUGCUUUGGUGGCCAAUUUAUCUCUGGACUGCAAACAGAACUCUCCAGACUCUUGGUACAGAUGCCUCUGCUUACCGCAGUGUCUCAAACACACGUGUAGUUCCUUCUCAGGGGAAGGUAUGUUUAAAGAAUAGUGAUUUAGUUACCCCAUAUCCUAUUUCAAAACUGUGCCUUUUUAUUGUUUCUUUCCUCGUUUUCUCUGAAGACGCCAUGUUUGUAGCCUCUCGUUAGAGCAGGGAAGCAUAAACUCCACUAGAUGGAGCUGCAAGACAACUUCAGACUUCUAAGUCUUCUCUUUUCUGUGCAUUCUUAUGUUCCCUUAAGUGCUUUAUAACCCUAUUAAAUGUUAAAUGCACAAACAAUGCAAAUGGAAGGAACCACUUUAAUAUUUGGGAUAAUAAUCCCAAAGUUUAAUUAAGCCAAAGACAUUUAUUCUACCCAAAUAUGCAGUGAUUUCUACUGUUUAUACAGUAAACGUGUUCAACAGGGUGGAUUUACAUUGUGAAAAAUACAAUACACUUGUGCCUGUGAUUGUAUGAAGCCAUAAAGUAUUAAUUCUGUUCUGUAAGGAAGAGCAAGCCUAUUUCAGUGCUUAUCCCUCAAUGACUAUGCACUUUUUAUAUUGCUGAUUACCCUCUGAAGAUUAAGUCUUAAAAAAACGUGUUUUUUCUACGAACUUGUUCUGCUGUUUCCUCUUUUUGUCCUUCUGAUCAUUAGGUCUUCAUCUGCAUCGAUUUUAUCAAAGCAGAGAGUUUUCAGAACAGUAUAGAAAAAAUAAAAAUAAAGUAGUUAUGCUGGUUAAAAGUCAAAUAUUUGAUGAUCCCAGUAUGUAGUUUAUCAGACUGUAAACAUACCUCAUGCAAUUACUGGAAAUGAAUGGGUUAUACCUUGUAAUUGUUUUUUUUUAAUUUCUUUUGUUUGUCUUAAGUUAUUUGAGGGAGCCUCCAAUUCUUUCCUAAGAUAAUGGUAUGUGGGAAUCAUCGGAAUAAGAAAGCUUGUGUCAUGUUGAUGAAAGAUUAACAGUAAGUGACAAGAAUGUCAUUUCAAGAGCGAUUUCUUCUGUUCUCACCAUUGUGACUUAUUCUAAAGAGCAGUGUAAUCCCUGUGCAAUAAACAGCAAGAAAUGUCUAUAUGAUGAAAGUCGUCUUCUGCCAAUAUUUAAAUUAAACUUUUGUAUGUUUUCAGAA